Molecule: messenger RNA, 1576 nt
Organism: Siniperca chuatsi (mandarin fish)
Lineage: Eukaryota; Metazoa; Chordata; Actinopteri; Centrarchiformes; Sinipercidae
Gene: ccr7
Product: chemokine (C-C motif) receptor 7
Exons: 3
Coding region: 81-1214 (377 amino acids)
Biological process (GO): immune response; G protein-coupled receptor signaling pathway; chemotaxis
Cellular component (GO): membrane
Molecular function (GO): chemokine (C-C motif) ligand 21 binding; C-C motif chemokine 19 receptor activity; chemokine (C-C motif) ligand 19 binding
Source: RefSeq, a predicted model, not a curated record
AGGGAAACCACCAUCAAACACAGGCGUUCCACUCAUCUGUGUUUAGUGGCUUUACCUAAAGCGUGCAACUCUCAGUCGACAUGCCUUCAGUCACCGAUCUCCAAAGGCUUCUGCCCACUGGGCUGAUAUGGUUAAUGAACUUUAAGUCUUGCUUGUCUCAGCAUGGAGAAAAUGCAACCGCCAUGAACUACGUAGAUUAUAAUUUCUCCAGUGCGGAUUAUGAUGACUUUCCUCAGCUCUGUGUGAAAGAAUCCAACCGCCAGUUCCGCCUCUGGUUCAUGCCUACCUUCUACUCCAUCAUCUGUCUCCUGGGGCUCGCGGGGAACCUACUAGUCAUCCUCACCUUCUUCUUCUUCAAACGUCUCAAGACCAUGACGGAUGUGUACCUGCUCAACCUGUCCUUUGCAGAUCUGCUCUUUGCUCUGACGCUCCCCUUUUGGGCAGCCAACUCCAUGGUACAAUGGGGGCUGGGCUUGUUGGUGUGCAAAGCCAUGCACGCUAUUUACAAGGUCAGCUUCUACAGCAGCAUGUUCCUUCUCUCUUUCAUCAGCGUGGACCGCUACUUCUCCAUCACCAAGGCCAUCUCUGCUCACCGCCACCGCUCCCAAGCAAUGUUUAUCAGCAAGGUGUCAUCAGCUGUCAUCUGGGUGAUGGCACUGAUCUUCUCCAUGCCAGAAAUGUGCUACACCACUAUCACUAACAACACCUGCACCCCUUACUCCAGCAGUUCUGACCGGCUCCGCGUCAGCAUCCAGGCGAGCCAGAUCGUUUUGGCUUUUGCCCUUCCGCUCCUGAUCAUGAGCUUCUGUUACAGCCGCAUUGUCCAGACCCUUUGCCAGGCUCGUAACUUUGAACGAAAUAAGGCCAUCAAGGUGAUUCUGGCUGUGGUAGCUGUCUUCCUGGUCUGCCAAACGCCAUAUAACCUGGUCCUAUUUUGGACCACAGUUGUCACUGCAAAAGGAGGAACCAAAAACUGCAGCUAUGACAACAAUCUCCUCUAUGCCACCGAUGUCACCCAGUGUGUGGCCUUCCUGAGGUGCUGCCUGAACCCCUUCGUCUAUGCCUUUAUCGGUGUCAAGUUUCGUCAUGACCUCCUGAAGCUACUGAAGGACUUGGGCUGCAUGAGCCAGGAGAGGUUCUUCAGGUACACCUGCGGCAGCAGGAGGAGCUCAGCGGCGAUCGACAGUGAAAGCACCACCACAUUCUCUCCUUAAAGCUGUUUCAGCAUGGACAACAGCCCAUUCACACCUGCAGACCACACAGUGGACUGCUGAACAUUAGGAUACAUGUCUCAAAUAAAGAAAUGUACAUAUCAGAAGUUAUAUUAAUGACAAUAUGUGGGGGUUUUGCUGUUUUUUUGUUGUUUUUGACUCUAUUAGUGUUUAUUCUCGUUAGUACAGAUCAAACAAGGCUUUGGUUAUUUUUCUGAAUUGGCUACAGUGUACAGUAUUUCAUGAAGAGCACCAAAUCAUGUACAUUAAACUGACUGAACAAACAGCAGUUCUACACUGUUUAUAUUUUCUGCAUUGUAAGAUAUUUGCAAUUUUGUAAGAUAAAUAAAUUCACUGAAACAAGA